GCGCUGCCCCGCGCUGCCCCCGCGAUGCCUCCCGCUGCCCUCGCGUCCCGGCCCGGCGCCGCCGCCGCGUCCCGGUGAGGUUUUCCCCCCCGGUGAGGCGAUGCUGCGGCGGCUGCUGGAGCGGCCGUGCUCGCUGGCGCUGCUGGUCGGCUGCCAGUUCGCCUUCGUCGCCUACUUCUCGCUCGGCGGGUUUCGCAACCUCACGGCGCUUUUCGGCCGCGGGGCCGGGCCCAGCUUCGAUUAUUCCCGCACCCGCGACGUCUACGAGAACCUGAGCCGGCUCCUACCCCCCCGGCCCCCGCCGCCAAACCCCGCCAGACCCCUCCCGUACUGCCCCGAGAGAUCGCCCUUCCUCGUGGGUCCCCUGACGGUGACCUUCGCCCGGGUGCCAUCGCUGGAGCUCAUCCAGGCCAAGAACCCGGGGGUGGGGCCGGGGGGUCGGUACCGACCCCCCCUGUGCGAGGCCCGGUCCCGCACGGCCGUCAUCGUCCCCCACCGCAACCGGGAGAGCCACCUGGGCCACCUCCUCUACUACCUGCACCCCUUCCUGCAGCGCCAGCAGCUCCACUACGGCAUCUACGUCGUGCACCAGGCCGGGACUUGUGUGUGCAACAGGGUGGAGAUGCUGAAUGUGGGGGUGAAGAGGGGGCUCAAGGGGGUUUGGGAGGCCCCAGAGGGGCUUGGGGAG
Corapipo altera (White-ruffed manakin) is the source of this 688-nucleotide messenger RNA. RefSeq names its product beta-1,4-galactosyltransferase 3-like. The annotation marks the transcript as partial. The transcript is spliced from 3 exons. Gene Ontology annotation, biological process: galactosylceramide biosynthetic process; carbohydrate metabolic process. The record is from RefSeq and is a predicted model, not a curated record. Gene Ontology annotation, molecular function: glycosyltransferase activity. Lineage: Eukaryota; Metazoa; Chordata; Aves; Passeriformes; Pipridae.